GGUAGACGGUGUGCAACGGCCCAGCUCACCCGCUCCGAGACGGGCGCCAUGGAUGAGACGGUCUUGGUGACCUUAGCGCGUGUGGCGGAGCGCGCCGAACGCUACGAUGAGAUGGCGGAUUUCAUGAAGCAACGCGUUCAGGUAGGUUCUGCGCUGAAUCCAGAGGAGCGCGACAUGUUCUCCGCCGCCUUCAAGAACUCCUUGACAGAGCGGCGUCACGCCGUGCGUGUGGCGGCCGGCGUGGAGCAGAUGGAGCUCUCCGAGGGACGAGAAGCAUAUGCCUCGUUGGCCGGAGGUUAUCGAUCCAAGAUGGAGGCGGAACUUCAGGAGAUUUGCUCCAAUGCCCUGACCCUGCUGUCCACUUUGGUGAGUGCUGCAGAACCUGGAGAAGCUAAGACCUUCUUCUUGAAGAUGCAAGGAGACUAUUACCGUUACCUGGCUGAAUGGACCACAGGACCCGCCAAGAGCGAAGUUGCAGGGCAGGCAAUGGAAGUCUACAAGUCAGGCAUGGGUGAGGCAAUGUCGCUACCCACCGCGCAUCCUGUGCGACUGGGUUUGGCCCUCAACUUCUCAGUCUUCCUGCAUGAGGUGUUGAAGGACACCGAGCAUGCAGUGGCCACGGCCACGGACGCACUGAACGCGGCCAGCGCGGGCAUUGAGGAUAUCCCAGAGGAGUCGCGCAACGUAAAUCAAGGAGAUCGACUGAGGCUGCAUCAGCAGAUUCUCCUUCCAGCCGGCGAUCGUACGCAUGGCAUUGAGGCCUUGAUGAUGAAAGAGGGCGACGCUCACAAGCUAAAACCUGUGGAGAAGAGAUGUCGUGCACUUUGGAACGUGAUGAUUGCACCCCUGCUCAUGCUGGCGCACCUAAAUCGGCUUGAAAAUCGUCAGCCCGACCUCUUGAAGUAUUUGCUGCACUGUCUUCUUGGACAUCGUGGCAUGGUCUUCGGAGUGUUGGCCAGCGUGUCGCCGGCGAAGCGAAACGCCACGCUCCCGGCGUGGGAAGAAGUGGCGAAGGCCUUAGAAAGCGGCUCCCUCUCGGAGCGCUUGGAGAACCUGCGCGUUUUGGGCUUUCGAGGGCCCAAGCCGCGCAAGACUUGCUGGGCUGGAUCUGUGUGGGUGAAAGAUGAAUAUCCACGGAAUCCCGAUUCGGCGCCAUGGAAGGCCUUCGAGUAUGUUGAUCGCGAGGACGCUGACGUCCUGGGGCAAGGGAAGCCGGGUAUGAAGAACGAAGCCUUUCGUUGGAACCGCCUCUGGUGUUUGGAGAGCAAUCUGCAGGUGGACACCAAGGAGCGUGAGUGGGAGAUGGGCUUCAAGAAGCGUGCGGAACAGUUCAUUUGGGAGGAGUCUCCAGGCUUCAAGUGGGACGGAGGAGCUGGCAAGUUGCCCACGCCCAACAUCCAUGACAAGAUUCAACUCACAAACCGGCUAUUUGUGGAUGAGGCAUUAGCCCAGUGUGUCCCGAUGACCACCCGCCUGAAACUGGUUGGUGAGAAGCUUCUCUGUCCGUUGCUGAUCUUUUCCGCGGAGAGUUUGAAGAAGACCAGCGUUGGCGCCUGGCUGACAGGAAACGACCCAGAGGAAGUGGACGCGGCCGAAAAGCUGGCCGUGCAUCGGGAUAUGCUUCGCUACGUGGCGUCCCAGGUAGCCUGUGGAGGCGCUGAAGAGAAGGUCUGGCAGAAGCCUUUUCUGAAGGUCUGGGAGGAAACGAAAGAGAAGGUCGCCGUGGCGCUUCACGCCCAGCAAAGUGAAGAUCUGGUGUGGUUGACGCAGUCGGCAGAGGAAGUGCGAUGGCAAGCGAAUGAGUCGUGGAGCCCCAGGGGUGGUGUCACUGCUGGACAAAGCAGCGUUAGGUCGCAGGGCAUUCGGCGUUCCGCCUUUGAACCCAAGGAUGCUCCGCAGGACCAGGCAGAGCUGUUGCCCGAAGACGAGAUCCGGUGGUUCAAGCGCAGGCCUAUGUGCAGCUGCGGCUCUGUGGUGCCAUCGGCUGUGCCAAGGACCCUACGGAAAUGUAUGGUAGAGGUAAUGGAUCCUGACCUGAUCCGGGAGGAGUGUCAAAUGAUCCCGGGCGGCGACAUCCGGCAGAGAGGCAAUGGGUGGAUUCGCGUCGAAGUUGAAGAAGGCAAAGACAAAAAAAUGACACUACCAAAGGAAGGCCAGCAGGUAGAGGAGUCUCAGGCUGAGGAGUCUUUGAGUGACACGUCAAGUGAAGGUGGCAAAGAGGCAGACAAAAGUGAGAAGGAAGAUGAGACCCAGGAGUCCUCAGAAGAUGACAGUGACACCGCAAGUGAUGGGCAUGAAGGGAAUGAACAGCCGGUUCUGGCAGAGGCGACAGGUAUUUCAGGUGACAAUGCCUCAGAGGAUGAUGACCAAGAAUCAGUACGUCAGGAAAAUGAGCCAAGCGAAGGAAGUCCAGUGAAAAAAGAGGAACCGGACAAAGACAAAUCUAUCGAGCCCAAGGACAAGGUGGAGGAGAAGAAGCCAAAGAAGUCAAAGGAGGAUGAAUCACUUCUGACAAGACGAACAAAGGAGGACUUCGUGAUGUCAGCUUUUCAGGUUGCAAUUCACAAAGUGCAGCAGCGUGCUUUGGAAAAGGCAUCAUGCACAGUCCCCACUCCUGAUCAGCAGUUGGAGAUCUUGCGUCAGAAACAAGGGAGGUUGAACUAUGUGCUGGAGAUGCUGCUGUUUCCUCGGCACUUCGCGAUUGUGGAUUUUCCGGGAAGGAAUUUGAUGUGGCAUGGUCCUUUGGCAGUAUUUGCCGAUGAAACGAUUUCUUAUCCUCACGAGGGCCAUGCGGGUGUCAUUCCCUAUGGGUUCGUUUGGAUCCCCCACAUUGAAGAUGACUGUGUGCUACGGAACGAUUCCGAACCUACGAGCACUCCGGCGUCCUCUGGAUAUCGGCAAACUGAGGCUUCAACUCGAAAGUCAGUGGCUUCUCUUGUAGUGGAGACUGGGUUGGCCUCGGGCUGUUGGUCGCAUAGUUAUGGCAAUCUCCUGGCCACUAGCUUUGACUGCCGCUGUGAAGAUUCAGUGAUGGGCAAUGAUGAAACUAGCAGUGGCAGUGAUGAUUCUAGCAUGGCCAGCGCUGAUAGUAGCAGUUCUUCUGAUGCUGCAAUGACCUCUGGAUCUUCUGUCAAGGUGCGAGAAAAAGACAAGAAGGAGAAAAAGGAUAAGAAAGACAAGAAGCAUGCCAAGGAGCAGGAGGACAAGGCAGACCAGACGAUGGCAUCGGCAGAACGUGCACCACAGACGGGCAUCGUGCCCACACCCAAGGUGAGAGCAGCAGCUGAGCCCUCAAACGAGGUGAAGGCACCAGAGAAGAAAGACAAGAAGGAGAAAAAGGAUAAGAAAGACAAGAAGGAUGCCAAGGAGCAGGAGGACAAGGCAGACCAGACCAUGGCACCGGCAGAAAGUGCACCACAGAAGGGCAUCGUGCCCACACCCAAGGUGAGAGCAGCAGCUGAGCCCUCAAACGAGGUGAAGGCACCAGAGAAGAAAGACAAGAAGGAGAAAAAGGAUAAGAAAGACAAGAAGGAUGCCAAGGAGCAGGAGGACAAGGCAGACCAGACCAUGGCACCGGCAGAAAGUGCACCACAGAAGGGCAUCGUGCCCACACCCAAGGUGAGAGCAGCAGCUGAGCCCUCAAGCGAGGUGAAGGCACCAGAGAAGAAAGACAAGAAGGAGAAAAAGGAUAAGAAAGACAAGAAGCAUGCCAAGGAGCAGGAGGACGAGGCAGACCAGACGAUGGCAUCGGCAAAAGGUUCACCACAGACGGGCAUUGUGCCCACACCCAAGGUGAGAGCAGCAGCUGAGCCCUCAAACGAGGUGAAGGCACCAGAGAAGAAAGACAAGAAGGAGAAAAAGGAUAAGAAAGACAAGAAGGAUGCCAAGGAGCAGGAGGACGAGGCAGACCAGACGAUGGCAUCAGCAGAAGGUGCACCACAGACGGGCAUCGUGCCCACACCCAAGGUGAGAGCAGCAGCUGAGCCCUCAAGCGAGGUGAAGGCACCAGAGAAGAAAGACAAGAAGGAGAAAAAGGAUAAGAAAGGCAAGAAGGAUGCCAAGGAGCAGGAGGACAAGGCAGACCAAACGAUGGCAUCGGCAGAAGGUGCACCAGAGACCAGUGGAGUGGCACAACCAAAAGCAGCAGCAGCAGCAGCACCAGCAGCAGCUGAGCCCUCGAGCGAGAUGAAGGCAUCAGAGAAGAAAGAAAAGAAGAGCAAAAAGAGCAAGAAAGAAAAGAAGGUAGAGGCAUCCAAUGAUGCAGCUGGUCAGGAAGAAAACACAACAGGGAAAGCAAAGGAAGCACUGCAAACAGUGCCUGAGGUCACAGAGCAGGUACCAGAAAAAAAUGAUGGGAAGAGACACAUGGCUGAGACAGAGCACACAGCAAUGAAGAGGAAAAAAAUUGAGAAGGUGUCAAGGAAAGCAAAUGCUGGCACAGGUGAGUCGCCAGAAAAGAAAAGGUUCAAGCCAGUUCGUGUUGAGGCAGAGUCUGGGAGUGAUGUUGAGAAGGAGCCCAGACCCAUUGCUACGCCUAUGCAGAAGAUUGAGCCCACACGGACCAUGGAAAGCUUAGACCUGUUUCGGUCUUUGUCGGAUUCACAGCUUAUGAGCCCAGCCAGUAUUACUGGCACUGUGAGUGGAUCCUCAGCAGCGGCAGGGACACCUGCUGAGGUUUCGGAACCUCGUGCCAAAAAUGGUGGUGUUGCUCGCAGAACUGCCCUGACAGAAGCCGAGAAGGAAUCCAUCGAAAACAUGAGUCAGCCAGCAGAUAUGGAAGAGUCGGAGCGUAAGAGGCAAUACUCGGCUUUGCGCCGAGCUGUGAACCGGAGCUGCAACCCUGCUUUGGUCAUGAAGAUGCAGAAUUGCAGUGACACAGAGAGGAAAGCCGCACUGACCGCUAUAUCACCAUGCCAGACGGGUACUCCACACCCACAAUCCGACAACCCCAAAGCUAAGAUGUACAAGGUCCUUGCGGAGAUAGUAGAGGAGAAGGGUGAGAAAACCCGGGGUGAGUCAAAUUAUGCUGUGGGUGGGCGAGUGAGAUCGGAGGCUGCCAAGAAAGCUGUUGCCAAGGCAAUUGCCAAAAAUGUGAACGAUCUUGACAAUAUGGGGUUGGUAGACCUCAAGACUGGGGCUAUCAAGUCCAAGCGAAAGGGCAAGUCAAAGGAGAAGUCCCCUGAAGAAAUGGCUCUCAAAGAUGUGAAAGCAUAUGUCGCCAAGUGGCUGGAAGAUGAGAAGGCUUGGUUCGCCCCCAUCGAGAAUGACAUCAAAGAUGCCAAGCGCCGCAUCAACUUGAAGAAGGGUUCCAAGCCUCGUAAGGCUCCAGCUGAAGCUACAGGGCCUGAGCACAGCGCUUCUGAAGAUGAAGCGAAAGGCUUGAAAGAUUUGGUUGGCCUUCGGAAGGCAACUGAUACAGUGAAGAAUCCAAAUGCCCCUAGGUUUGCAUCACUAUAUGCAUAUGACAAGAAGAUCUUCCAGAAGAGAUUCUUGGGUGAGCAGGGAGUAUCAACCGAGGAAUUCAUUGUCCAUGGCUGUCGCAACAAUGCCUGGUGUCGAAUGCCCGGAUGGGAUAUCAGCAUCCUGGGUGACAACAUCGACGAGCGACUCCGUGCUGCUCAUGUGGAAUUUGUAGCCCAGAUGCGAGCGGCGGUGUUUGUGAACAUGGUGCUCAUACGGCAGGCAAUGCAUGGUUGUAAGACCAUCAUGCCCGAGAACAAGCUUCGGGACCUUCAAGAUUUCUUGGCAAUGGCGGCCUCCAUCAGCCGCACGCAGCCAAGGAAUUUCGCGCCGGCCUUUUGGAUGGCCAGCUACGGCUUGCUCCUCUGGGGUCGGGCAAGGCAGCUGAGACCCAGCCUGGAGAUCGCACUGCGCAAGCGGCUGAUUCGCGCCAAAUUCCCGGUGGAGGAAGAGGAGGAAGAGUCUGAGGAAGAGGAUGAGGACGACCUCAGCGAUUUGGAGGAUGAAGAUCCAGAGGAAGAGGAGGAGAAGCCCGUGCCGCAGUUCGCGAUCUACGGGCCACAUCUCGUUCCGUUGGCGGAGGUGCUCCGUUUGGAGUGGUCCAAGGGCCCUGCGGGUGCGCCGUCCCAACGUGUGAGUGUGGCUCCUGGUGAAGAGCCACUACCUGCAGGUCCAGUCAACAUGUUGAGGACUGAAAUUGUCUGCAAAAAUGUGGAAUCCCUACUGGCGGCAUACGAAGUGCUGACGGAAGAUGCGGAAGAGGAUGACAUCCCCGCAAAGUCCAAGGAGGUCAUGGACCUGGAAGAGGUCUCGGAAAAUCGGGAGGACGAAGAUGAAGAGGAAGAGGAGGUUGAUCAGACGGCAGAUGUCGAAGAGAUAGAGCCCGACGACGAAGAAGACUUCUUCCUGCCAGAAGAUGAGGCGUCCGCCCCUUCAGAGUUGUCCCUGUUUUCCCGUGCGGAGUUGCAUGUGCAGCGCCGCGCACCCCUGGGACUUCCGGCGAAGCUUCGCUUGGUCAAGGUGUUCAAUGGCUUUCACCCGGACAAUGCCAACAAGAUCUUUCCGCAGGCCGCAGGCAUCUUACUCCUCAUGCACGUUUCGGCCCGGAAGAGCCAGACAGCGCACAAGGGAAAUGGAGAAAAGGAGUCGGAUUGGGCCGAGCCAUUGGUGGAUCCCACGGACCUGGUCCAGCAGCUGGUGGAGGUAAGCGUUGAGGGUAUAGAGCAAGGUGUGAUUCCAGAAGACUUUGGAAUUCAAGGGCUAGAGCAGGAGCAGGAGUAG
This is a messenger RNA of Cladocopium goreaui, 6741 nucleotides long. The record is from the annotation of a GenBank genome assembly. NCBI's taxonomy places the organism in Eukaryota, Dinophyceae, Suessiales, Symbiodiniaceae.